Molecule: messenger RNA, 705 nt
Organism: Sipha flava (yellow sugarcane aphid)
Lineage: Eukaryota; Metazoa; Arthropoda; Insecta; Hemiptera; Aphididae
Gene: bc10
Product: bladder cancer-associated protein
Exons: 1
Coding region: 172-414 (80 amino acids)
Source: RefSeq, a predicted model, not a curated record
CCAUGGUGUUAUCAGUAGUCCUAUAUUGGCGUUGAAAACGUAUCAUUCGCGCAGGAAGAUUACAUCCCUGUCGACGAAUCGUUCACGGGCGUUCGAUUCGCCCGCACCGCGUUUGGUGUCCCGUAAUUGACCGCACGUCCUGAAAUCACGCACAAUCGCCACGGCAACAACAUGUACUGCCUCCAAUGGCUGAUACCUGUCCUGCUCAUACCGAAACCGUUGAACCCCGCGCUGCUGCAGACGCAUGUCAUGUUCAUGGUGCUUUACUUGACCGGGUUCUUCCUAGAGCGGAAACCGUGCACCAUAUGCAGCAUAGUGUUUCUGGUAGCCGUGUUCCUGAUAUGUUACAGCGGCUACGGCAAUUGUAUAUUCUUCAGCAGCAACUGCGAUUCCGUGCAGUGUGACAACGGCUAAACGACCGCUGCUUACGUUCGACGACACCGCAAGAACCGACGCCGCGCCAAUACCAAACUCAAACAGAUACACCACUAGUAUUUAGGAAUUUUUUUAUUCUCUAUUUUUCAUUUUUUUUAUGAAAUCAAAUAUACAUUACAGUUGACCAACAUUUAAAUUAAGUCAACAACAUGUACAACUCAAAUGUUUUGCCACAUUUCAUCCAUGUAUCUUGUUACAAAUGAUUUUUGCCACUUUUUAAUAUUUGGUUUAUUAAAAUACAGACUUGUAAAUACAAUAUUUUGUUAUUCA